AUGAAGCCCUUGUUUGUCGUGUCACUUCUGGUGGCGUUUGUUUCCUCAUUCCAACCAAGUGACUAUUGCGAUCCUUCGCUGUGUCGCUUCGGAAGCACCCAUGUUGCUUGCAAUGCAAAACUUGAGUUCGCCAAUCCAACGGGAAUCACCAUUUCGCUCAACGAUACCAGAAAAGCGAGAAUCGUCCAGCUACACAACCAGCUGCGUAAUAAAAUUGCUUCUGGAAAGCAGGAUUAUCCUGGAGGUUUCUAUCCAUCGGCUGCUCGCAUGACUAAACAAUGGGAUGACGAAUUAGCAUACAUAGCUGGUUUCAAUGCAAGAAGAUGUCAGCUUGGUCAUGAUAAGUGUCGGGCCACUCCAAAAUAUCCUGCCUCUGGGCAAAACCUCGCUUAUUACAAAUAUAUCAAGGGAAAACCGGACAUGGAUAAAGUUAUCGAUACAUUGGUGAACCGUUGGUAUGCAGAGUAUAAGGAUGCUAAUGUUGGACAUAUUCAGAAAUAUCCUGAAGGUUAUCAAGGACCACAGAUUGGUCAUUUCACAGAGUUCGUACAGGAUCGUAACGAUCGCGUUGGAUGUGCACUGGUUCAGUGGUUUGACAGCCCCAAGACAGUGAUUAACUUGGCAUGCAACUAUGCUCGAACUAACAUUUUUGGCCAAACCGUGUACAUUGCAGGAGAUGUGGCAUCGCAGUGUACAUCUGGGACCAACCCCGACUAUCCGGCAUUGUGCAGAUCCAAUGAACUGGUAGACUAUACACAUGCCGCAAAUGAUGAGAGGGGAUAUCAGGAGAAUCUGCCGAACACGUUCCGGCGAGAUAAUCCUCGAACUCCGACGGGGCUCAACGGUGAAAAUCGCGGAGUACAGUUUACCCAGGAGAUAGUUGGCGAAGCUGCGAAAAUCCGAGCCCUAAGCACCACGGUUACCGUCAGGGUUAAAAACCUCGACGAGAUAGCCACGAAUGCUGAGGUCAAGGAUGCGAUGCAGGAUCUGUGUAUCGAAACGGACCAGAUUUCGAUCAGGAUGCUGGAAAGGCCUCCGAAAUUCGGAACACAGGUGGCUUUCGUGAAACUUCUGGUUGCGGUAGCAAACGCAGCCCUCAAGUGUGGGCGGCUAAAGGUGGGCUGGUCUAUCUGCCAGAUAGCCAUCCCCCAGCAUCCGGAAAGGUGUUUCCGGUGUGUGGAGUAUGGGCAUAAAUCAUUCGCCUGCAAGGGUACUGAUAGGAGUGGCUUUGCAGUAAAGCCAGCCAUCAGUCAGCUAGUUGCACCAAAGAUGCAAAGUGUCUCCACUGCGGUGAAGGACACAGGACAGGCAAUCCUAGGUUCCCGCCCUUCAAAAGGCGACGUCUGCCACUCAGCAGACCAGCUGUUGCAGCAGACUCGUGUCGCGGACCUCGGAUGGCAGAAAUUGGGUAUUCGAUAA
Messenger RNA from Uranotaenia lowii, 1419 nucleotides. RefSeq names its product tabinhibitin 3-like. The transcript is spliced from 5 exons. NCBI's taxonomy places the organism in Eukaryota, Metazoa, Arthropoda, Insecta, Diptera, Culicidae. The record is from RefSeq and is a predicted model, not a curated record. Bases 1 to 1419 code for a protein of 472 amino acids.